This is a messenger RNA of Leptopilina heterotoma, 551 nucleotides long. Its product is annotated as defensin-like. The record is from RefSeq and is a predicted model, not a curated record. The transcript has 3 exons. Gene Ontology annotation, biological process: defense response to bacterium; humoral immune response. Bases 121 to 384 code for a protein of 87 amino acids. NCBI's taxonomy places the organism in Eukaryota, Metazoa, Arthropoda, Insecta, Hymenoptera, Figitidae.
GAAAUCAUUCCUUACUCUCAGCGCAUAAUAGAAUAUUGUCUAUUAUUUGAAAGUUAAAUAUUAUUUAAAGUUAAUAUUUUUAUUUUUAAAUUUUAUAAUAAUUAAAUUAAAAAUUUAAAAAUGGUUAAACUUUGCAUUUUUUUGGUAUUUUUAUGUCUUGCUGUUAUGACUGUUAUGAGUGCACCAAUGGAAGAAGAUGAAGGACGAGCUGAUAGGCAAAGAAGAGUGACUUGUGAUCUUCUGUCAGUCGCUGGCAUGGUGGGAGACAGUGCUUGCGCUGCCAAUUGUUUAAGCAUGGGAAAAGCUGGAGGAAGUUGCAGUGGUGGCGUCUGCCAAUGUCGCACAACAAAGAUCAAGGAUUUGUGGGAUAAACGAUUCGGUUAAGACUAUAAUAAUACAGCGAAAGUGUUUUGGAGAAAUUUAAAAAUGCUGGAAGACUAUACUGAAUUUCUAGAAGAACAACUAUAUUUAUUAUUUGUGAGAAUGAGACUUAUCGACAACAAGAAUUAUAUUAUUUAGGAUAUAAAUUUAUAAUAAAUUGUCGAAAUUCA